UAAAACUGGCAACGAAAUUCAAUAACUAGAACAGUUGGAAUAUUGUACACUAGCGCUUGCGAAAUGAUGUGUACCGAUCGUGAUUUAAGAAUAGUAGCCCGCACGGUAUUUGAGCUUAUAGGCUAUAGCCACUAUUACAUUCAAGCGCUAGUAGUACAUUUUCCAGUUUUUUUUUUAAUAGUGAUUUCGGUAGACACUUCAUAAUGAUUCGUCGGGUAACCAUACUAUCUUAGUCCGUGGUACCAACGCCGAAAAAUAUCUUAAAACGAAAAACGCAUUAUUAGACAAACGUGCCGAUGCCAGAUCGCCAUAUUGGUCAGUGCGUUUCCAGUCGUCCGUUGACAAGUGCCUGUUAUUGUUAUUAUUGACUUAUUGUUAUCGAUCCAAAUGAUCUAGUGCUGGUAAACAGAUAUCGCGUCCCUUCCGUCUCCACUGUUCUCGUGUAUACCUAUUUUUUUUUUUUUAUUUUUUUUUUACCAUACUACUUAAACCAUUUUAAAAAUGUUUAAAUGUCCAAAGUGUACGGUUACGUGUACACGCAAAUACAAUUUAACUAGGCAUCUUAAAACACACGAUAGAGUCCGCCACAGCUACCGGUGCGGUAUGUGUAUUGCAACGUUCAAGACCCAGUAUAUGUUGUCACGACAUAUAAUAAGAGUCCAUGCCAUUGUUUACGCCCCUGCACAUAGCAAAUCCAACAAUGUUAAGGCAACUCCUCAAGUUAAUGUCCCCCACAGCCCAGUUGGACCACAUAUUGUUGAUUUUUGCUCGGAUAAUGAAAUUUUUGUUACAGCUUUGAAUGAAUUUGAAAACACAGACUUGUAUGAUACAAUUCAAGUUAAUGAAGAAAUAACUUUUACUGCUAACAGUGUUAAUAAUAUUGAAAUCAAAAAAGAAUAUAUACCUGCAUGCGAUCAACUGAUUGCGGUACAUAGUGAAAACUUACACAAAAGAUCUGCUCUGAGAGAAAUUUUUAAAAAGUAUCAGAAGGUGCAUAACUCUCCAACUAAAAUGUUAAACUGGGUAUCACAUGCAGCAUCAUUUUCAUAUCAACUUAAUUUAGAGUUCAAUGUAUUAGGAAUUUUAAUGAUGGAUACACUUGCUGAUGAUUUAACUCCCAUAGAUGAGGCCAUAAUACAGAUGUUGUACCAAGACUCAUCUAUUGUUAUGGAAAAGAUACAACAUCACACACAAUACUAUAUAUUCAUGCAGUUAAUAUAUAGCCACAGAAGAAUAAUGGAUAACAUAUCUAACAAUCUCAACAAUCAAAUCAAAACUAAUUGGAUGAAAAAUACAAUCAAAAUACUAGAAUAUUUUGAUUUUACCCAUGAUACUGCCAAGUUUAUGAUAGAAAGAAUAAAA
Messenger RNA from Rhopalosiphum maidis (corn leaf aphid), 1362 nucleotides. RefSeq lists its product as uncharacterized. The transcript has 5 exons. The record is from RefSeq and is a predicted model, not a curated record. NCBI's taxonomy places the organism in Eukaryota, Metazoa, Arthropoda, Insecta, Hemiptera, Aphididae. The annotation marks the transcript as partial.